AUGGGCGCUCAUGGCCACGCGGGCGUGGUCGUGGUCACGGCGGUGUCACUGGCCAACCCCUACGCCGUCGAGGAGAUCCAGGUCUUCCCGGAGUGCAGUGUGCUCGUGCUGGUCUUCGUCAAGAUCAGGCAGGGCGACUUCGUCGCGGAGGACGUUGUGGAGAGGUUCAGACCUAUGGGAUACGAACGGAGCCAGCUCUGGAAGGCCUACGAUGGCGUGGAGGCCGAGUGGAGGGAGAACGUGAAGGGGCUCGCCCACGGUGGAGGUGCGCCUCGGUGA
This is a messenger RNA of Miscanthus lutarioriparius, 279 nucleotides long. The record is from the annotation of a GenBank genome assembly. Lineage: Eukaryota; Viridiplantae; Streptophyta; Magnoliopsida; Poales; Poaceae.